UGCUCUGCAAGUGGUGAGUUGUGGCGGCUUCUAUUGUUGUUGGCUAGGGGAGAUUAUGGUCCGCACGGUGGUUGCUGCUCUCCUGCGUUGCUGCCUAUUGCUCUCCUGUGUUGCUGCCCAUUGCUAUGGUUAGAGGUUGAUGGGCUUGGUAAAUUUAUUUCCUUGUGUACUUGGGCAUAGUUUAGACUGUAACUUUGAUUGCAACUCUUAGGUCUGUUUAGCCAAUUUAAUGGAUAUUUACAGUUGACAAAAAAAAGGCCAACACCAAAACGGUCCAAAAAAAAUUUAAGCCCAACAUCAAACUGGUCCAUUGCCUAGAAUUGUCUCGACUCUCGAGUAAAGUCUUGCUUCCUCGCCGCCCAGCUCCUCCUCGGUGACGCCGCCCAUUCUCAGUCACGCCGCCACUGCUUCUCGCCGCUCAUUCUCAGUCCUUGCUGCAACAGCUCCUUUCGCUGCUGACCCGCUGCUCGACCUCCAUCGCAGGCUUCGAGCUGCUGUUCUAUCGACAGAACUGCUGCUAUUUGGUGUUCCGUACUCUCUCACUGACAAACUAAGUCCUCUUGAGGUUGAAAGGAUUCUCUCUCUGGAAGCCUCCAAAACCAUCAUUUGAAAAUCUCAUCGCUGCACAAGCACAGCUCGGCUCUCAUGGAUUCACAACAGGAACACGCGCAGUCGCCGUCACUUGACGAUUGCUUGAAGCUAUUGAAAGGCGAGAGAGACGAGCAACGCCUUGCUGGCCUGCUUCUUGUCACCAAAUUUUGCAAAGGAGACGAUGUUGCUUCUCUCCGUAAAGUUUAUGAGGCAGUUGGAAUUCAGUUUCUGGAUAGGCUCUUGAGGACUGGAAUGGGUAAAGGAACCAUAAGUGGCAAUGGAGCCAAUAACCGUGAUGCAUAUUUGCAGCUAUCCGUUACUGUUCUUGCUGCAUUUUGUCGAGUUCCUGAAAUUGCCUCAUCAGAAGAUAUGGUUUUGAAGAUUCCAGUCAUACUGGAAAUAAUGUCAAAAUCAAGUUCACCUGUGCUGGAAGAAUGCUAUGAAUUUUUAUAUCUGGUAACAUUGUCUUCUGAAGAUGGAGCAAUAAUGUUGUAUGAAUACGGAGGCAUGAAAUUGUUAGCUUCUCAAAUGUGUGCUUUGCCAGAUGGUUCUCAUAUGAUGGAGCUUGCUAUGAAAAUGGUACAAUCUAUGCUAAGUAAGUUGUCUCAAGGUUCCAUUACUGAUGACGGCCUAUCUGACCUGCCAAUGGUGGUGGGGCCAAUAGCAAGGCAAUUUGCUGUGCUGCACAAUGAAUUGAAAUUCGAGGCACUUCACUUGCUCUCAUAUAUCUUCUCAUCAAAGUACUCGCAACUGCUUCCCGAUGCACUGCGUGUCAUGGCAGGGAACAAUUGGCCAGAUUAUAUGCGUGUUGGCAUUGUUGCUAUUUUACAGAAUCGAGUGGCCCCUGCUGAGAAGCUUCAUGCCCUUAUUUUGGCUGAAUCUAUGGUGUCCAUAGUCGGGGAAAGUUGGCUGAUUGGUCAAUCAAACGUACCUGAUUUACAAGAUCCCAUGCCAGCUGACAGGUGUCUAUUACUUGUCUUGGAGUCAUCAAGGGUUGAAGUUGAUGUUAUGCUUAAUGAACUGGCCUAUUUGAAAUAUGAAGCUUCCAAGAAUUCCUCAACAACUACUGAAGCUAUUCUCGUAAAGCAACAAAACGUGGCUGUUGCCUUUUCCUUGAUAGAGAGGAUAAUCAAACUAAUAUCAGCUAUGGCUGGAGAAGGAGGAGAACUGAUUGGUGAAAGCACUUUCAUGAAGGUGCUCAAUGGGCUUAAUGAAACGAUUAAUGUAGUGUUAGAGUAUCUAAAAGAUGCAAAGGAACAUGGUCAAAAUAAAGGAAAUGAUCUCCUUGCUUCAGUGCGGGUUGUUGGCAGUUAUCUUGCAGAAACACCCGAUGCUUGCAAAGAUAAAGUCAGAGAACUUUUGGGGUAUAUGUUAUCAAUUGAAGCAAAUGAUGAAUCAAGCCCUUUUUACUCUAUAUGCUUUCUACUUCCAAUGCUUUGUCAAAUUACAAUGAAGAUUGAAGGAUGUAAAGCUUUAAUUUCUUCUGGGGGUUAUAAGGCUGUUGCUGAAUGCCUGAUAAAAUUGAUUGGGCCUAGUUGCUAUACAGUUGAAGAUGAUAGUUGCAUCUUCUUGGCAUGCGAUACAAUGAUGAAUUUGCUUUUGAAGAAAGGGGAGGUGCAAUUUUCAAUGGAUGAAUCAACUGUUGUUGAUCUUCUGAUGACCUUGGGAUAUUGGACAGAGGAUGCUAAUGACCCAUCAAUUCUGACGAUGGCUUCAAGCAUUUGUGCACUACUAUUAGAUUACACUUCAGAGGAGGCUCUUCUUAAUCAUCCUAACUUUGGUAGCAGCUCCCUUGAUCAUCUUGCUCGGCUCAUCGCAAGAAGUUUGACCUUCUCUGAACAGGGUAUGUCUGAUGCUGUCAGAGGAGAAUCGGGUCUUCUUGAGAUUGUUAGUUCAGGAUUUUCACGGUGGGCUCAUCGGUUUCCACGUAUAAGUGAGGCAGUCAAGAGAAUUUCAUAGCCGAUGUUGCACAUAUUUUUCAAGCCCUUGUAUUGUAAGAUUGUAUCGUGUUAAAUUUAUACACUAUUUGUAAAUUUAUAAAUUUUAAUAUAAAACUGCCUUCUCCAA
This is a messenger RNA of Manihot esculenta (cassava), 2658 nucleotides long. Its product is annotated as neurochondrin. The transcript is spliced from 19 exons. The coding region runs from base 646 to 2550 and encodes 634 amino acids. NCBI's taxonomy places the organism in Eukaryota, Viridiplantae, Streptophyta, Magnoliopsida, Malpighiales, Euphorbiaceae. The record is from RefSeq and is a predicted model, not a curated record.